UGGGUGCUAUGACACUUGGCCUUUGACAGGCUUGGCUUGUUCAUGUCAUGCAAUGGCAAUACAGUGGCACUACGAAAGAGAAAAGGAGUCGCAUACGGAGAAUCAAAUUUCUACAUUGCCAGACACAGCCGUCGGACACCGCAUGGUACAUACUCCUACUUCGCUCCCAGAAACGACAUUGAUGUCGUUUUUGAUUCGUCGAUGUCAGCACUUGGUCGAUAAUGUACGAACGUUACACGUCCAAGCCCGGAUCACGGGUUCGCGACUAGUGAUGCAAGUCAGCGUUUGAGGCUGGAAAGCGAGACCCUAUCUCCUGCGCCGCAACAGGUUGUAUCUCACUAAGGAAGGGUGGCAGAAAGACAACGAGCUUCUGUGCGUCGAUAUUGAGGCGUACCGUAUGUGUGACACGGCUGACGUCGGUCGUGUCACGAGGACGAUCAUCGGGAUGGAUUUCCCAGACCCAGAAACAAGGUCAGCACACCCCAUCUCAAACCAUGUGACAUCUGCGUCCACGUUCCCGCUCUUCGCUUGAAGUGACGCCGGCAGGGGACGCAGCCAGUCUCCGGCUUCGAGGGCGCCACCUCUGAUUGUGACAGCCCUCCCCAGCCGGGAAUGCGCGGCAUACGUUGAACAGACUCCGUUUGCGAGAGGCACCUGACCGCC
Molecule: messenger RNA, 663 nt
Organism: Baudoinia panamericana UAMH 10762
Lineage: Eukaryota; Fungi; Ascomycota; Dothideomycetes; Mycosphaerellales; Teratosphaeriaceae
Exons: 1
Coding region: 53-289 (78 amino acids)
Source: RefSeq, a predicted model, not a curated record